Nothoprocta perdicaria is the source of this 520-nucleotide messenger RNA. Its product is annotated as receptor-type tyrosine-protein phosphatase delta-like. The record is from RefSeq and is a predicted model, not a curated record. Gene Ontology annotation, molecular function: cell-cell adhesion mediator activity. The transcript is spliced from 4 exons. The coding region runs from base 83 to 520 and encodes 145 amino acids. NCBI's taxonomy places the organism in Eukaryota, Metazoa, Chordata, Aves, Tinamiformes, Tinamidae. Gene Ontology annotation, cellular component: axon; plasma membrane. Gene Ontology annotation, biological process: homophilic cell-cell adhesion; axon guidance; dendrite self-avoidance.
CUCUGAAAAUAUUUCAUCCGAAAUUUCYGACCGUAGAGACUCGCAGUGGCUUCUAAGGCUGUGAGGACGAGGCUGCGAAAGCAUGUUGGUGCCAAGCUGUCAGAUGAUGCACGUAGUCAGGCCAGUGGUGGUGCUCCUCUGCUUGCUCCUCUGUGCUGAUGCUGAAACACCACCAAAGUUUACAAGAACUCCCGUUGACCAGACAGGGGUCUCUGGAGGAGUCGCCUCUUUUAUCUGUCAAGCUACAGGAGACCCAAGACCUAAAAUUGUCUGGAACAAAAAGGGAAAGAAAGUCAGCAAUCAGAGAUUUGAGGUAAUAGAGUUUGACGAUGGAUCUGGAUCAGUUCUUAGAAUACAACCACUACGGACUCCACGAGAUGAAGCUAUUUAUGAAUGUGUUGCUUCCAAUAGUGUCGGUGAAAUAAGUGUGUCCACAAGACUCACUGUUUUACGUGCCAUCCCAAAAUCGGUAGAAAUCUGUCAUGAGCAAGUCAACAGAGACCAAAUAGAAAUGUGUUAG